GCGGGACGGGACGGGGCGGGGCUGGGAAACCAAGGCCAAGGCCGCCGCCGCCGCGAGCCCGGACCUGCCCGGCCGACCUGGCGGCGCAGUCUCGCGGGAUCGCUCAGCUCUCGCUCCGCGUGCGGCCCCCGCGGCGGCUCCCGGCGUCCCGGACGCUCCCCCGGGCCGUGUGCGGUUGCGGGGGGACGGCGGUCGGAGGGCGAGCGGCGUCCGAGCGCCGCCGAGCAACUGACCCAGAACUCGUUUUCAGGAAAACAGCUUCCUUCAAAAUGGUAAAAUAAUGAAAUGAGGAAUUGAAUGAUUUUAUCUUCGGAUGGGAAUCUUCCGAUGAUGAAGGGAGCGAUUGAUUGAUCCAAGUCAUGUGGUGAAAUCAAGAAUUUGAAGAAAAUGGAAAUGUUCACGUUUUUGUUGAUGUGUAGUUUUCUACCCCUCCUAAGGGGACACAGUCUUUUCACCUGUGAACCAAUCACUGUCCCCAGAUGCAUGAAAAUGACAUACAACAUGACGUUUUUCCCUAAUCUGAUGGGUCAUUAUGACCAGGGUAUUGCUGCAGUGGAAAUGGAGCAUUUUCUUCCUCUUGCAAAUCUGGAAUGUUCACCAAAUGUUGAGACGUUCCUUUGUGAAGCAUUUGUACCAACCUGCACAGAGCAAAUUCAUGUGGUUCCACCUUGUCGUAAAUUUUGUGAGAAAGUAUAUUCUGAUUGCAAAAAAUUAAUUGAUACUUUUGGGAUCAGAUGGCCUGAGGAACUUGAAUGUGACAGAUUGCAGUACUGUGAUGAUACUCUCCCUGUAACUCUUGAUCCACACUCAGAGGUUUCUGGGCCUCAGAAGAAAGCGGAACAAGUCCCAAGAGAUAUUGGAUUUUGGUGUCCAAGGCAUCUUAAGACUACUGGGGGACAAGGUUAUAAGUUUUUGGGAAUUGACCAGUGUGCACCUCCAUGCCCCAACAUGUACUUUAAAAGUGAUGAGCUAGACUUUGCAAAAAGUUUUAUUGGCAUAGUUUCAAUAUUUUGCCUUUGUGCAACUCUGUUCACAUUUCUGACAUUCCUAAUUGAUGUUAAAAGAUUCAGAUACCCAGAGAGACCAAUUAUAUAUUACUCUGUCUGUUACAGCAUUGUAUCUCUUAUGUACUUUAUUGGAUUUUUGCUAGGCAAUAGCACAGCCUGCAGUAAGACAGAUGAGAAGCUAGAACUUGGUGGCACAGUUGUUCUGGGAUCUCAAAAUAAGGCUUGCACCGUAUUGUUUAUGUUUUUGUAUUUUUUCACAAUGGCUGGCACUGUGUGGUGGGUGAUCCUGACCAUUACUUGGUUCUUAGCCGCGGGCAGAAAAUGGAGCUGUGAAGCCAUUGAACAAAAAGCAGUGUGGUUUCAUGCCGUUGCAUGGGGCGUGCCAGGCUUUCUGACUGUGAUGCUUCUGGCUAUGAACAAAGUUGAGGGGGACAACAUCAGCGGAGUGUGCUUCGUGGGCCUUUAUGACCUGGAUGCUUCACGCUACUUUGUGCUCUUGCCACUGUGUGUCUGUGUGUUUGUUGGGCUGUCUCUUCUUUUAGCUGGCAUUAUUUCCUUAAAUCACGUUCGACAAGUCAUACAGCAUGAUGGCCGGAACCAAGAGAAGCUAAAGAAGUUUAUGAUUCGAAUUGGAGUCUUCAGUGGCCUGUAUCUUGUCCCACUAGUGACACUCCUUGGAUGUUACAUUUAUGAGUUAGUGAACAGGGUAACAUGGGAGGUAACUUGGUUUUCUGAUCACUGUCGUCAGUACCACAUCCCGUGUCCUUAUCAGGCAAAAACAAAAGCUCGACCAGAACUGGCUUUAUUUAUGAUAAAAUACCUGAUGACAUUAAUUGUUGGAAUCUCUGCUGUCUUCUGGGUUGGAAGCAAAAAAACAUGCACAGAGUGGGCUGGGUUUUUUAAACGAAAUCGCAAGAGAGAUCCAAUCAGUGAAAGUCGAAGGGUGCUACAGGAAUCAUGUGAGUUUUUCUUAAAGCACAAUUCUAAAGUGAAACACAAAAAGAAGCACUAUAAGCCAAGUUCACAUAAGCUGAAGGUCAUUUCCAAGUCCAUGGGAACCAGCACAGGAGCUACAGCAAAUCAUGGCACUUCUGCAGUGGCGAUCACUGAGCAUGAUUACUUAGGACAAGAAACUUUGACGGAAAUCCAAACCUCCCCAGAAGCAUCAGUAAGAGAGGCAAGAACAGACAGAGCCAGCACCCCCAAACUAAGAGAACAGGACCGAGGUGAACCUGCCUCCCCAGCAGCAUCCAGCUCCAAACUCUCUGGGGAACAAACCGACAGGAAAAGCCAGGUGGGCAGUGUGAAGGAUAAAAGCAGUGUAUCUGAAGGUGCUCGGAGUGAAGGAAGGGUAAGUCCAAAGAGUGACUUUACAGAGCAUGGCCUGGUGCAGAGUGACAGUUUACAGGUCCCCAGUUCUUCAGAGCCGAGCAGCCUCAGAGGCUCCAAAUCACUGCUUGUUCACUCAGCUUCUGGAGAUAGAAAGGAGCAGAGUGCUGGCAGCCAUCCAGAUGCUUGAGAACAUUUCAUGUCAUUACCUAGGAGCAAUUGCACGUUACACUGGAGGUGGCCAACUACUGUCUUAUGAGAAUCACUAUCAGGCUAGGGCUAUAGUUGCCUAGCAUGCUGGAGGCCCUGGGUUCCAUUCCUAGCACUGAAAAAAAAAAAAAAUCACUGUUCUUUUGCACUUAAAGUUACAUUGACUACUGUUACACUGGAGGGAAAAAAAAAAAAAGGUUUCAAGAACCAAUACAAUUCAUUUCCACAAAGGUUGUGACAACUAUAGUAUACCAGAAAACAGAAAUGUGCAGAUUAAUGUUUUUUAAAUUGCAUGGGAGGAGCAAGUUAAGAGGAAUCUUCCUUUUCUAUUUAUGAGGAUU
Molecule: messenger RNA, 2887 nt
Organism: Castor canadensis (American beaver)
Lineage: Eukaryota; Metazoa; Chordata; Mammalia; Rodentia; Castoridae
Gene: Fzd6
Product: frizzled class receptor 6
Biological process (GO): canonical Wnt signaling pathway; non-canonical Wnt signaling pathway
Cellular component (GO): plasma membrane
Molecular function (GO): Wnt-protein binding; Wnt receptor activity
Source: RefSeq, a predicted model, not a curated record